This is a messenger RNA of Rhinichthys klamathensis goyatoka, 1987 nucleotides long. RefSeq names its product ring finger protein 34a (gene rnf34a). NCBI's taxonomy places the organism in Eukaryota, Metazoa, Chordata, Actinopteri, Cypriniformes, Leuciscidae. Bases 128 to 1261 code for a protein of 377 amino acids. The record is from RefSeq and is a predicted model, not a curated record. Gene Ontology annotation, molecular function: ubiquitin protein ligase activity. Gene Ontology annotation, cellular component: cytoplasm; plasma membrane. The transcript is spliced from 9 exons. Gene Ontology annotation, biological process: proteasome-mediated ubiquitin-dependent protein catabolic process; protein K48-linked ubiquitination; negative regulation of extrinsic apoptotic signaling pathway via death domain receptors.
AUAGCGAUCCUCUUGGUGCGGCAGCUGUAGACAGCGACUGUGAAAUGAAGAGUUAGCCGUUUGUGAGCAAUGUUUUGGCUUCCUUUGCAUGCAGCUGGGUGACUUCCCGUGGUGUCUUUGAGCUGCUAUGAAGGCGGGGGCCUCGUCCAUGUGGGCAUCAUGCUGUGGUCUGCUGAAUGAAGUGAUGGGUACCGGGGCCGUGAGAGGGCAGCAGCCAGGUUUCGGGGCAGGUGCAGGACCGUUUCGUUUUGCUCCCACUGCAGGAUACUCCACAUACCCACCUACCAACUCCACCAACACCAGCCUUGUGUGUCAGUCCUGUAGACAAGCCUUCUCUGUCUUUAGGAGAAGGCACAUCUGUUGUGACUGUAAGAAGAGUUUUUGUUCGCUGUGCUCAGUACUUCAGGAAAACCAGCGCAGAUGCACAACUUGUCAGCUGCUGAAGGGCACUUCAUUCCAGCGUCCACAGCUCAUGCGUUUGCGUGUUAAGGACUUGCGGCAGUACCUUACGUUACGCAAUAUUAACACUGAUACCUGCAGGGAGAAAGAGGACCUUGUGGACUUGGUGCUUUGCCAUCAAGGUGCCGAAAGUGAGGAUGAUCCAGACACGCCUUCUCUGCAGUCACGCCCCCUGUAUAGCCCACCCCCUUCAAUUGAAGAGCCCACUUCCCCUCUCUCAGCUCUCUCUCCAGCUCAAGGAGAACCAAUCAGUAGGAGCAACAGCUCCGAGUCCAAUCAGGAUAUUGAGGACUCCACUUCAGUCUCACUCCUUAACCUCGACCAGGCAGAACACACACCAGAGGUUAGUCCUCAGACGCGGCGGCGGGCUAGAGCUUCUCUGUCAGAUCUGUCCUCCCUUGGUGACGUGGAGCAGUUGACGGUCAGGCAGCUGAAGGAGAUCCUUGCGAGGAACUUUGUGAGCUUCUCCGGCUGCUGUGAGAAGUGGGAGCUGGUGGAGCGCGUCAGGAGGCUUUACCGGGAGAAUGAGGACAAUCGCAAAUCUAUUGAAAAUGUGAGCAACCCCAUCACUGCAGUGGUAGCUUAUCCCCCUCCAAUCUGCAAUGGUGGAAUCGGAGAUGGUUGCAGGACCCAGUUAUCAAAUGACGACAGCCUGUGUCGCAUCUGCAUGGACGCCGUCAUUGACUGUGUACUGCUGGAGUGCGGUCACAUGGUCACCUGCACUAAAUGCGGGAAGCGCAUGAAUGAAUGCCCUAUAUGCAGACAAUACGUUAUCAGGGCUGUGCAUGUUUUCAAGUCUUAAUACUUCUGGGAGUACGUCCUGUUCCACCUGCAGACUGCAUUAGGAUUGGGUGAGGACGCACCCAGCAAGUGCCCGUCUUCACAUCGAAUUAGGGAGGAAGAUAAAGUCCUCUGCUUAAUUUUUCACGACGUUUGAGGAAGACUUCAGAUGGUGGGCCACAAUGGCUUUGUCAAUAAAUGCUUCAGUAAAAACAUUCCACAAGCUCUUCUAAGAGGCUCUGUAAUAAUAUGCAAUUGUUCAGCUGCAACACCUCACAGCCUUGACUUGAUAUCCUACAGCUUUGAAGACAUUCUGCUCGCAGAUCACAUGCAAGCACUGUGAGAAACUCAAGAAAAGAAACAAAUAUAUUACUCAAGUGGGUUCAUCAUCAUGCACCAUAACUCAGGAUGGAAGUAUCUGAAUGUUCCUAUUGCUCUUUUAUUUCCUUUUUGCUUUGUUUUGCAGCAUCUGUGAAUGGGCCUUUGUUUCCUGUUUGUAUUGUGAAGCCUCUUGGAUUUUUGAAAAAAGUUUUUCCUACAAGAAACAUUGUACCUCGUGAUAACUUGACAGUGGUACCAUUCAACAAAUUAUAAGUGGCAUAAUGAACGUUUCAUGGUCCACAACAGAUUAGUCCUGUUAAUCAUUUAAUCAUAUUACUUUAACCAUAAAUGACCAUACAUUUUUUUAAUCAAUUACUUUUUCUUUGUCAGAGUCUUAGGACACUUGCUGGUUUCUUGAAUAUGUGAC